AGAGAGAGAGAGAGAGAGAGAGAGAGAGAGGCAGAUCAGGGCAGGAAAAUAUAAUGGAACGAUCAGGAGGUUUCCAUGGCUAUCAAAAGACCAUGACUACCCCAAACACAACCUCUGCUUCUGGGCUGAAGCUAUCAGAUAUCAACGUUCGGCCGGCUGAGAUGAACCAAUACAGCAUGGGGAUGGGGAGACAAACUACCACCACCACCAACGUUAACAAUGUUUUUAACAACUCCUCCUCCAAUGCCAAUACCACUAAUGGCACUGCCGAUGAUAACGAGUGCAUGGUGCGAGAGCAAGACCGUUUCAUGCCGAUAGCCAAUGUGAUAAGAAUCAUGCGCAAGAUCCUACCCCCACAUGCCAAGAUCUCCGACGACGCCAAGGAAACCAUCCAAGAGUGCGUCUCCGAGUACAUCAGCUUCAUCACCGGGGAGGCCAACGAGCGCUGCCAGCGCGAGCAGCGCAAGACCAUCACUGCUGAAGACGUGCUGUGGGCCAUGAGCAAGCUCGGCUUUGAUGACUACAUCGAGCCACUCACCCUCUACCUGCACCGCUACCGCGAGAUGGAGGGCGAGCGCGGGUCCUCCACGACCUCCUUAAUGAGAAGCGAGUCCUUGGCCAAGGGGGCGGGUACUAGUAGUGGUACCAGCAGCAGGGCAAUUGAUCACCACCAGUACUAUGGCAGCUCUAUGGCGGCGGCUGCUGCUGCUUUUCAUCAUCAGCAUGGUCAUGGAUUUUUCGGGUACAUGAACCCCUCCGAUGCGUGGGUCUCCAACAAUAAUGUGAAUGCUGCUUCUGCUGCCGCAGCGUCUGGAUUGUCCACACAGCUCCAGGGUGGUGGUUCUGCCGCAAUGCUAAAUGGUGAUCACCAUCAGCUGCCACAUGCAAAUGGUGCAAACGGUGGAGCGUGAAUGCAUGAAAUGCACUGGAAUGGAAUCACCAGAGUGCUGACUGGUGAACUGAAUAAUGUAAUGUUACGUCGCGCCGUCCUUCGAGUUGUA
This is a messenger RNA of Pyrus x bretschneideri (Chinese white pear), 1001 nucleotides long. RefSeq names its product nuclear transcription factor Y subunit B-3. NCBI's taxonomy places the organism in Eukaryota, Viridiplantae, Streptophyta, Magnoliopsida, Rosales, Rosaceae. The coding region runs from base 54 to 911 and encodes 285 amino acids. The record is from RefSeq and is a predicted model, not a curated record. Gene Ontology annotation, molecular function: DNA-binding transcription activator activity, RNA polymerase II-specific; RNA polymerase II cis-regulatory region sequence-specific DNA binding; protein heterodimerization activity. Gene Ontology annotation, cellular component: nucleus; CCAAT-binding factor complex. The transcript has 2 exons. Gene Ontology annotation, biological process: regulation of transcription by RNA polymerase II.